AUGCUCCCGCAGACCAGUGCCUUCAGCCGGCCCUGGCUGCUGCAGGGCCACAUGCGGUCGCACACGGGCGAGAAGCCCUUCGGCUGCGCCCACUGCGGGAAGGCCUUCGCCGACCGCUCCAACCUGCGCGCCCACAUGCAGACUCACUCGGCCUUCAAGCACUUCAAGUGCAAGCAGUGCGAGAAGACCUUCGCCCUCAAGUCGUACCUCCACAAGCACUACGAGUCCGCCUGCCUCAAGGGCUCCGAACACGGCUGCGCCCUGGAGAACUGAGCCCCGUGGCCCGGGGGAGGGCAGGGGACCGGCGGGUGGAGAAGAGGAGCCGUCGUGGGCCGGCC
This is a messenger RNA of Gavialis gangeticus (Gharial), 338 nucleotides long. RefSeq names its product transcriptional repressor scratch 1-like. Gene Ontology annotation, molecular function: DNA-binding transcription factor activity, RNA polymerase II-specific; RNA polymerase II cis-regulatory region sequence-specific DNA binding. NCBI's taxonomy places the organism in Eukaryota, Metazoa, Chordata, Crocodylia, Gavialidae. The coding region runs from base 1 to 273 and encodes 90 amino acids. Gene Ontology annotation, biological process: regulation of DNA-templated transcription. The transcript is spliced from 2 exons. The record is from RefSeq and is a predicted model, not a curated record.